AGGACGUAUCCAGACAUCUCAUCCACGGAGCUAUGCGCUUUGGUCCCACGAGCGCAGUAGUACUGGCGGUGUUUGCGUGCUGUCUGUUUGGUCUGUGUGAGAGUGUGUUGCUGGACGGGGGCCUCACUUCGGCGUGCACAUACUAUGGCCCUGCAAAUGUCUCGGCCGGACGCAAUUGGACUGGCUGGGGCACUUCGUAUACCAAAGGUCUGCGGACAGCACAACUCGUCUGCUGUACAAUGCUGGCGGUCUAUGCGAUUCCGCUCUCCGCCACGUUUCUGCAUCGGACGCUGCCUGUGUGGAAGUGUAAACUGCACACGCAGUACUUGUGGAUGGCCGUGUCGGUCUUAAUCUUGGUACUGCAGUUCCUGUAUGUGCUGGUCAGCGACACCAUUGAUAAGGACUCCAAGCCGAACUACGGGUGGUCGAACAUACCCUGGUACGCCUACGUAAUUGCGGUGAUUUGGAUACCUAUACUGGUAUUGCUCAACGAAGGUGCCAAGAUGAUAUAUAAGAAACGCUUCACGCUGCUGCAGAAACGGGCCAGAUUGUUAUUCGACACAAAGCUCGGCAUGCACUCUCCCGUCUGAUGUGUAUACUCAGAGACUUCAAUACAAAAUUCAAAUAUGUCG
Sphaeroforma arctica JP610 is the source of this 632-nucleotide messenger RNA. RefSeq lists its product as hypothetical. NCBI's taxonomy places the organism in Eukaryota, Ichthyosporea, Ichthyophonida. The record is from RefSeq and is a predicted model, not a curated record. The transcript has 5 exons. The annotation marks the transcript as partial.